CUAAAUGCAAACGAAACUGUGUUUACUUGGUAAUGGUAGUGGUAUCACGGUCAAAUGGUUAUAAGCAAUGACUGCAAUGGGACCAGCAACUUUAUUUGAAAACAAGAGGAAGAAAAGGAAAUGACUACCAGCACCAAGAAAUGGCAAGAGGCCAUUAAAAAUUUUUAUUAUAAUCAAAACAAAUACUGAAGAGAGACUGAGAGAAGCUUGAGAGUUGAGACAUAACAAUAUUAAUAUUAUAAAGGACUUGCUACUGAUGCUCAGUGCGAAUGAAUAUUAUCAUUAAUAAUCAUGAUGAUUUGAUGAGAAAAAGAAGGAGUUAAUAUAGUUCUCCAAUAGUCAUUAUGAGUUCAGUGAGGCCUAAGAAAAGAAGAACCAUAGCACUAGAGUACUGUAACAAUAAUUCUAACACGAACGAGGUAGCAAAAGCAACCAUGAGAUCAUUGUUAGGAUUGAUACAUUAGACUUCCUGUUCCAAACACUAUAAUGAAUGAAUACAUACUUUCUGUUCUAAAGCUUUGGAUAGAUGCGUUAUUCACACAUUUCCUGUUCCAUAACACAAUCACAUGCAUGCUUUUAACGAAUGAAUACAUUGUACUUCCUGUUCCAUGCAUCAUCUAACACUUUGGAUCAAAGCCAAUGUUAACAAACAUUUCAGGAAAAAUCAAUUGCCCGGAAAUAAGACAAUUUGCACAUUACAUAAGCAUUAAUCCCCGGUACAAACUGUUUAACGUUAAUGUUAUAUUAUUUUAAUGCGUGUUAUUAAUUUUUCAAGGUCCAUUGAUCAAGCUUGCUGCUUCACUGACCAAGGUCUGAUUGUAAACUAUAUAAAAGGAAGAGAAAGAGAGAGAGAGAACAGACAAGUAAACAAACAUUUCUACUACUAAUCAACUUACAAAAAUCACGAUAAUGAGAGCCUCUCAUCUUUCUAUUCUCUUUACGAUAUUGCUCCUAAUUUUGAGUGCAGCCUCAAAUCCAGUUAGACGUCGAUCGACAUGUGAAAAAAAUAGUUUGAGUAAUUUAUUUGAUGGUGCCUUUGCUACUAAAUUUAACAUGAAUUCUCGAUACAACACUAGUUUCUCUAAUGCUCCUCUGGACAUUCAAAAAAUGUACAAGCUCAUAAAACUACACAAAGAUCUGUUAUUAAAUGAAGAUGAACCAUACAGCAUAUUAGAACCAGCUAUAAGCAAUAUACUGGCAUACGCUUGCAAAGCUACUGAAUCACUAUCAAGAUUGUGUGACACAGAUGAGAUACUUCAUUAUGGUGUACAUAAGAUGAUGGAAGAUAAAGCUGGAAAAAUUAGAUCCUCUCUCUACACUAAUGAAUUUUAUGGCAAGUGCCUCAACGAUACAGCAUGGCUGGAAAAUGCUUUCAAUGGUAAAGAAAGCCUUUUAAACUCUUUGCCUUAUAAAGGAUGGGGACAAUGAAUUUCA
Molecule: messenger RNA, 1434 nt
Organism: Amphimedon queenslandica
Lineage: Eukaryota; Metazoa; Porifera; Demospongiae; Haplosclerida; Niphatidae
Exons: 3
Coding region: 910-1428 (172 amino acids)
Source: RefSeq, a predicted model, not a curated record